Molecule: messenger RNA, 3902 nt
Organism: Cuscuta europaea
Lineage: Eukaryota; Viridiplantae; Streptophyta; Magnoliopsida; Solanales; Convolvulaceae
Source: the annotation of a GenBank genome assembly
AGAAAGUCGUCUUCCUCCACUGGCCGACGGCUGUUCCGAUUGUGUUCAGGCUACUUUCUCUCUCUAGAUCGCCUACACUUCAUAUCUCCUGCACAUGACUCAUCAUAUCUUCUGCGUAUCUACCUGGAAGGAGAGUUGGUAGAAGCCGCAUUAUAUCUGCUCGAUCUUCGCAGGGGAGACCCUUGUGGAGCGUUGGAUCAAACAAUUUGGUAGCCGCCUCUGAGCUGGAUCGGAUCUGAGCGUCGGAGGAGAUGGCGUUGUCCGGCAUGAGAGGUCUGUCGGUUUUCAUUAGUGACAUUCGCAAUUGUCAAAACAAAGAGCAGGAGCGUCUACGCGUUGACAAGGAGCUCGGGAAUAUUCGCACUCGAUUCAAGAACGAAAAGGGGUUGACACCUUACGAGAAAAAGAAAUAUGUCUGGAAAAUGCUUUACAUUUUUAUGCUUGGUUAUGAUGUUGAUUUUGGUCACAUGGAAGCUGUUUCUCUAAUAUCUGCCCCGAAGUAUCCUGAGAAGCAGGUUGGUUACAUAGUCACAUCAUGUUUGCUCAACGAAAAUCAUGACUUCUUGCGACUAGCAAUUAAUGCUGUGAGGAAUGACAUUAUUGGACGCAAUGAGACAUUUCAGUGUCUAGCAUUAACCUUGGUUGGGAACAUAGGCGGAAGGGAAUUUGCCGAGUCUCUGGCACCGGAUGUCCAAAAGCUGCUUAUUUCAAGUAGUUGCCGGCCACUUGUAAGAAAGAAAGCUGGAUUGUGUCUCCUACGCCUAUUUAGAAAAAACCCCGAUGCUGUGAAUGUGGAUGGAUGGUCAGAUCGGAUGGCACAACUAUUGGAUGAACGUGAUUUGGGUGUCUUGACAUCUUCCAUGAGUCUAUUGGUUGCUUUAGUGUCAAAUAACCAUGAAGCAUAUUGGAAUUGUCUUCCGAAGUGUGUUAAGAUAUUGGAGAGACUUGCAAGGAAUCAAGAUGUUCCUCAAGAGUAUACUUAUUAUGGAAUCCCUUCUCCUUGGCUUCAGGUGAAGACUAUGAGGGCUCUUCAAUAUUUUCCAACUAUAGAAGAUCCAAACACCCGGAGAUCAUUGUUUGAGGUUUUACAACGGAUACUCAUGGGAACUGAUGUUGUGAAGAAUGUGAACAAGAAUAAUGCCUCACAUGCAGUUCUCUUUGAAUCUCUUGCUCUUGUCAUGCAUCUCGAUGCUGAAAAAGAAAUGAUGUCUCAAUGUGUUGCAUUGCUUGGAAAGUUUAUUGCUGUUCGUGAACCAAAUAUUCGAUAUCUUGGUUUGGAAAACAUGACUCGAAUGCUGAUGGUUACAGAUGUACAGGACAUCAUCAAAAGACACCAACCACAGAUUAUUACCUCGCUGAAGGAUCCUGAUAUCAGCAUUAGGAGACGAGCUCUUGAUUUGCUGUAUGGAAUGUGUGAUGUAUCUAAUGCAAAGGAUAUAGUUGAAGAAUUAUUGCAGUAUCUAAGUACAGCAGAGUUUGCAAUGCGUGAGGAGCUUGCACUAAAGGUUGCAAUUCUUGCAGAGAAGUUUGCCCCUGAUUUGUCUUGGUAUGUUGAUGUGAUCCUUCAAUUGAUUGACAAGGCUGGAGAGUUUGUCAGUGAUGACAUAUGGUUCCGUGUUGUGCAGUUUGUUACAAACAAUGAGGAUCUACAGCCCUAUGCAGCUUUAAAAGCAAAAGAGUAUCUCGAUAAGCCUGCUAUUCACGAGACAAUGGUCAGGGUUAGUGCAUACAUCCUUGGAGAAUACAGCCAUUUUUUAGCUAGACGGCCUGGGUGUAGUCCAAAAGAAAUCUUUAGUAUCAUACAUGACAAGUUUCCUGCAGUUUCGACUUCAACAAUUCCGAUUCUCCUUUCAACAUAUGCUAAGAUUUUGAUGCAUAACCAACCGCCGGAUCCAGAGCUACAGAAUCAAAUUUGGGCAAUAUUUCGAAAAUAUGAAAGCUGCAUUGAUGUUGAAAUACAACAACGGGCUGUAGAGUACCUUGAAUUGAGUAGAAAAGGUGCAGCUUUGAUGGAUGUACUAGCUGAAAUGCCAAAGUUCCCUGAACGACAGUCUCCAUUGAUAAAAAAGGCUGAGGACUCUGAGGCCGAUACUGCUGAACAAAGUGCUAUCAAGUUACGUGCACAGCAGCAGCAACAGCCUUCUAAUGCGUUGGUGGUGACUGACCACCAGCGGCCUGCUAAUGGGAGCACACCUGUUAGCCAGCUAGGUCUUGUAAAAAUACCAAACCCGAGCAAUGUGGAUCAUAAUUCAGUAGACCUAGGGGUGACUCAGACAAAUGGGACUUUGACGUUAGUUGACCCCCAACCCUCUUCAACACCUUCUCCUCCUGAUCUUCUUGGAGACCUUUUAGGUACAUUGGCCAUUGAAGGCCCUCCUGCAGGCGGUGAUGCCCGAGCUGACCAGAAUUUGGUAUCUGGUGUUAGAGGUUCUCCAAUCAUAGAUGAUGCUUUAGCACUUGCACCAGUUGAAGAGCAGACACAUAUUGUGCAGCCCAUUGGAAAUAUCGCAGAAAGGUUUCAUGCUUUAUGUCUCAAGGAUAGUGGUGUAAUAUAUGAAGAUCCUAAUAUUCAGAUUGGCAUAAAAGCUGAGUGGAGACUGCAUCAAGGACGGCUUGUCCUCUUUUUAGGAAACAAGAAUACUGCUCCACUUGCUUCAGUACAAGCUGUAAUAUUGCCCCCAUCACAUCUAAGGAUGGAACUGUCAUUAGUGCCAGAUGCUAUUCCCCCGCGUGCGCAGGUUCAAUGCCCGCUUGAAGUGGUCAACCUCCGUCCAAGCAGGGAUGUAGCUGUUCUUGAUUUUUCUUACAAGUUUGCAACCCAUAUGGUCAAUAUUAAACUUCGGCUUCCAGCUGUCUUGAACAAGUUUCUUCAGCCUAUAUCCGUUUCUGCAGAAGAAUUUUUCCCCCAAUGGAGAUCACUCUCUGGACCACCAUUGAAGCUCCAAGAAGUGGUUAGAGGUGUAAGACCUAUGUCACUUGUAGAGAUGGCUAACUUAUUCCACAGUUACCGGUUGAUGGUUUGCCCUGGGCUUGAUCCAAAUGCAAACAACUUGAUUGCGAGCACAACCUUUUAUUCAGAAAGUACACGAGCCAUGCUGUGUUUGGUAAGAAUAGAAACGGAUCCAGCAGAUAGAACCCAGUUGCGUAUGACAGUAGCCUCUGGCGACCCAACUGUAACUUUCGAGUUGAAGGAGUUCAUCAAAGAACAUUUAAUUGUCAUUCCCACAGCAGCUCCUAGGCCCUCUGCUGCAGCAAUAGCAGCAGAAGUGCCUCCACACCCAACACCGGCUCCAGCAGUAUCAGCAGAUCCUGGGGCUUUCCUUGCUGGUUUGCUCUGAGUCAACUUGGUCUUAUUGAAGAACUCCACAGGGGGACCACAAUCAACGUUUUUGUCAAACUUGUUUAUAUCUAUCUCUCUCUAUAUAUAUCUCAAGCCUGACCAUUUUGGACGAAGGUAUAUUCAACAACAAAAAUGCCAGGGCUGGCGGAAGAAAUGGCAGUGGAAAAGGUCUGGUAGAAGCAUUUUACGCGAUUCAUUUGCACGGAUUCAUUGUGCUUUUUUCCCUUUUCUUGAGGGGUUUUAGAUUUGUAGAGUGGGGUUUAGCAUUUUACUGUUUUCUCUCUUGAUUUUAAUCGUCUGUUUUUACACGAUUGGCUUCAGCGGCAGAGCUUGAAAUAGCGAAAAAUUGCAGAUUGGUUGUAACUAUUGCAUUGGUUUGUUCAUAUCAUAUGUAUUUUAGGGUUUUAUAGUUCCUUAAUUUUUUCUUUUUUAUUAUAAAAGAAGUUUAAUGUAGUAAUACUGACUACUGAGGUUUACCGCCACACAUUUGAAACAUCCUGAUUUUACACAUCUUGUAUUCUUGUUGUAUUCUUUACUUUCUUCUUUUGAUUUUGGUUGUGGC